UAUGGGUCAUGAGUCACAGUCACUUUCAUGAUUGACUUCCGCCCAGGAAGAACCAAAAGCUUCAAGUUAAUAAAGCAUUUCACAAUCCUGUUAACAUGCUUGCUAGGUGUAGCAUUGCUUAGCAAUACACUCUAUGCCUGUCAUCGCCGUUUUAUAGUUUUGUUGUAUCCUGCAUGUUUGAAAGCCAAUUCUUGGUAUUGCACGGUCUUUCGACUUUGACAAGUUUUUCGACUAUUCGUGAAAAUAACAACCCUACAUGAGCCAAAAGAUGACCUCAUCAUUCAGGCAAGCUGUUCAUAAGAACCUAGAGUGCCCUGUCUGUCUGGGCUUCUUAAAGGAUCCCAAGAUUCUAAGAUGCUUCCAUACCUUCUGCAAGGGUUGUUUAGAAACCCUACUCGAAUUUCAUCAAGAUAAGCAAAGCAUAACAUGUCCAAUAUGCAGAGAGUCCACACCAAUUGCAAAUGGAGACAUUAGUAAAAUGCCGACAUGCAUAGCACUGGCAUCUAUGAUAGCUGAUGUGGCGACUCAAGAAAAGGAGCAUACGAACGUCAACGAUGGGGAUAUGUCUGAUUGCGACGUCACAUUGAAGAGAUCAUGCAAGUGUAAGGAACACUCGAAUGGUUAUAAAGAAUGUUUCUGCGUCAACUGCGGCAGGUACAUAUGCUACAGAUGCGGUGUAGUAGAGCAUGUACAAGAAGGACAUAAGGUAAAGGAAGCAGAAAGACAUAAAAGUGCCGUGAAAACAAGCAUUGAGGAGCUGAUAUCAAAAGCAGAGGCAAAGAAAGGCGACAUCGACAAACACAUUGCCUGUAUAACCGAACAACAGGACAAAUGCGAGAUGGAUGAGAAACAACUCCAUGACGAUGUCAACAAAGCUUUUGAAAGAUCUGUUGCCGAACUGAUAGAGCGUAAAGAGUUCCUGAAAAGUGAAGGAAGGCAAGAGCUAAAAGAGAUCAAAACGACAUUGCUAGGAAUGAAUGAGUCAUCUUGUCAGCAGAAAACACGGAUAAACACGCUUUGUGAGUUGGUAAAGAAUGGUCUGAGAUAUCCUCUGCAGAGUGUGGCUCUGAAAGCGCACAGCACCUUAUGUGAAGAACUAGAACAUCUCCUGGACCGAGCAGAACUUGAUCAGGAAGGGCUGAGAAGAAUGAAAGAGCAGCGUGAAUACAUUCGCUUUGAGAGUUACAAGGGAACGACUAAAAACAUGUUAGGCCAUGUUCGUACAGGAGAACCCAAAUGGACAUUGGUGGCAGACAUACAGCUACCAACAGCCAACAGCAUGACUAGUUUGGCAGCAUCACCUAACAAUACCAUGUCUGUAGGUUGCCAUACAGGAGGAAUAGUCAACUAUUCUGCUUCUGGUGUGAUACGAGGAAUAAUUCUGAAUAGUGUUGUAGUUCACAGUUUUCAAUAUAGGUCAGAUUGCUGCUACAUUGUGCUAAAUUCUAAGAACAAAAUUACCCUCUACACGCCGAAAGGUAAGAGACUUGAUUUGUCGUUUGUCACAUUGAGUCAUGAAGAGGGUGGAAACGGUAGCUUAACCCAAGAUAUAGAGGGCCACAUUUUCAUAAGUUACAGAAAACGAAAGCAGAUACAGGUCUUCAAUGCAGAAGGCGGGAAAUCAAUCAGAGAGAUUCAUUGUGAUGGUUAUGAACCUCGGCAGAUCUUUGCAAUGCCAAGACGCAACAGGAUCCUGGUGAAUGAUUCAAAUACCGUACGGGUGGUAAAUAGUUUGUCUGGUACCACUCUGCGUAGUAUCACCAAAGAUGACGUCAAUGCAUUCCCGUGUUUGGGUAAGGAUGAUACAGUUCUCAUUGCGUGGGUGAAUCAGAAGGAGGGCACGGUGAACAUCUCUCUCUACACGAGUGAGCUGAAAGUUACGAAAGCCAUUGUCAGCCACUUCAAAUUUCCAAUUCCAGAACGACAUUGGUACUAUCUUCAAACAUUCAGGAGCGGGGAGAUUGCCUUCUGCACAUCGGAUAGACUCUUCAUCAUCCGCGAAUCAUCUCGAUGAUAUUUCUUCAUUCAGUCACCAGCCCCCUGUGCAUUGGAUAUACAUAAUAAACGCUUACAACUAAUGCUUGGAUUAGAUUUGCUCCGGGCGCCGUACGAUAAGUCUACGAUUUUUCGUGCGAUUUUGGGGGCAUCGGAGGCCACGGGCUACGAUGUUUUACCUCGUUGACACUUGCCUGCAUUUUGGUCCCGCACUGCCCCGCCUUGUGGCGUGUCAAUGCGUGCCAAAAAGUGGCACGCAGGGUCACGUCUAAUUUACAAAUAGUUCACGCAAUGCGUAACCACCAGGACACGCAUUUGUAGACUAUGCGCAUGGCAUGCGAAAACUGCGCGGGAAGUAUGCGCAGCCAAUGCGCAAAUUGUGCGCAAAUUGGUCGUUAACUAGUCGUGAACAUGCGUGCCACUAGGCCAACGGAUACGCAUCGGGGCGCACUGGCGAGACUAGGCAGCGCAUAGGGUGCACAAAAUUCACGAAGUGUUCACGGACGUUGCCAAACAAAAUUGUCGUGCCAAAAUUUUAAACAUUUUGACAAUUCUGUCACGCAUUUCACGCACGGCCCGCAUUCGCCCGCAUCCUCCCGCACGCUACUACGAAUACUUCCCGCAUUGGCACGCAAGAGUAUAUCUAUGCGCAAACUAUGCGCAAACCAAAAUGCGGGCAAGUGUUACCGGGGCAUUAGUGUUUACAUUAUCUACGAGCAUCGUGCCAUUUCUUAUAUUGGCGCUCGGGGGAGGCUGGGGCAAAUCCGUACAGAGGGUGCUCGGAGGUUGUACGGAAAUCGUGCAAUUCCAAUGCAGUAGCCGUCUAGUAUCCGCAGCCUCCGCACGGAAAGAUUUUUAAAGCGUUUUUUGCCUCCAUGUUCACCGAAAAAUCGUGCGUUUGCUGCACGAUCAGCGCGAGUCCUCCGCGCGAUGCCCGUGCGGGCAUUGUGCAAUGAAACCUACGACAUGUCUACGGACUACGGGCUUACGAUUUUUCAAAUUUGUAUAACUUUCUGUGAAUCAAAAUCGUAGAGGCCGCGGAGCUUUGCGGAGCUCGUGAAUCCGUACGGCCGCCUCCUGCCUCCGUACGGAGGCCGCACGGAAAAGGGGAUACAGGCAGGAUACGGGCUCCGUAGACUAAUUGCAGGCCAAAUGCAAUCUAUGCAUAACUAGUAGGACUCUCAUACUGUUCAAGUGAUAUUCUCAAAGGUUAGAGUACUAAAGAAUGAUGAGAAUAUCAUGUAAAGAUUAAAAAAAAAACUAACGGAGAAAUACUGCGUAUGUACGGGCUUGAACAAAAUAUCCAGAUAGAAAUGGUUAAAGAAAGAAAGGCCUAAUACUCUGGCUAAGUUACAAUACAUCAGAGUCUCUUGAAAUAUUCAUAGAAAGGAAAAGACGAAGGUACCAGACCAAGAGGGAAAUCAUUAAUUAAUUGGGAGAGUGUAUAGGAUGGCAGAAAACAAAGGUGUGUGGAAAAUAUCGCAACCAACUCCCAAACUAAGAGAAGAUAAAUAGAGUUACAUCCGCCAAUGCGAGCACGACCAGAUGAUAGUAUUUUUUAUUUUAAGUUUUAAAAACAUGCACACAAGCAAACAAGCAAAUAGACAAUAAAGCUAUUCUAGUGGUGAUACUUGUGUGUCCUGUGGCGUAUACAGACCAUGUUUUCGGGAGGGGAAACAUAAUUUGUAUAUCAGCUUAUUGUGAGCAAUACAGUUACGAACAGAAACUAUUUAUCAAGGGGCGUGCGUUACAGGGAUAGCCCCAUCGCCGCAAAUUAAAUAUUUUAAGAAGAAACACUUUAAUAUUCUCAAUAUUAUUAUCAUUCUCAAUAUUCUCAAUUCUUCAAUAUACUCUCUAUACUCGUAAGUAAACUUCAUUCAUAUACGUGUAUUAUUUGGAAUAGAAGGACAAUUCAUUGUCAGCGCAUGAGAGAUAACAGAAAUAUCAAAUCCUUAAUAUGAGUAAAUAUAAUAAUAAUGUGCAAAAGGAAUAAAUCAAGAAUGUGAUGUCAUACCUUUUUAAAAAAUGAGAACAGAAGAUGAAACUGAACGUACAUGUAAGAUUAAAGAAAAAUAUUUCAUGAGUUUAUUUCAGCCAGAGCUGAACAAGUCUUAGUUCAACAUACAAUAAUGCGGUUAACAUAUGAAUCUGCAUGCAUAAUGUAUUUAUGAUAUAAAUGAUUUUGCUGAUAUAACAAAAAGAAAUCACAAGUAUAAUGAAGUACAAAUGGAGAUAUAGAUUGACAUGACAUGAUUUUGACUAUGAUGUAGAAAUACCUAAUAUGAUAAUUAUGUUGCCAAUCAACGCGCCACUUUCAAUUAGUGCAAUGCACUUAUACAUAUUGUUUGUAAUUUGUAAGUUUGAGUUCGCUAUCUAUGAUAACAAUAUAACAAUAGUGAUAGCUCCGUUGCCAAGACAGGCGCAAUUUUAGCGCAAUGCGA
This is a messenger RNA of Strongylocentrotus purpuratus (purple sea urchin), 4436 nucleotides long. RefSeq names its product tripartite motif-containing protein 5-like. The transcript is spliced from 2 exons. Gene Ontology annotation, molecular function: zinc ion binding; ubiquitin-protein transferase activity. The coding region runs from base 257 to 2014 and encodes 585 amino acids. Lineage: Eukaryota; Metazoa; Echinodermata; Echinoidea; Camarodonta; Strongylocentrotidae. Gene Ontology annotation, biological process: positive regulation of DNA-templated transcription. The record is from RefSeq and is a predicted model, not a curated record. Gene Ontology annotation, cellular component: chromatin; nucleoplasm.